UAAUGUGCACUUUGUCCGUGUGAGUGUCAGCCCGAAGAAGAAACUUUGCUGAAGCUCCUCCCACAGAUACUGGUGUUUUUAUGUGGAGCGAAAGAGAGUUGUACCGACAGUCAGCUUAGAUUACACACUGAAGUCUGCCUCCACUUCAUUAGUGUCUUAAUAAUAUACAACAACAUUUAUUUACUCUCCUCAUCGCAAACAAGUGUUGGACAUGGGAUUCCUGCUCACAAAGAUGUUGGCUGUGUUUGGUGACAGAGAGCACAAAGUCAUCAUAGUGGGUCUGGACAACGCAGGAAAGACGACCAUCCUCUACCAGUUUCUGACAAAGGAGGCCGUCCACACGUCCCCGACCAUCGGCAGCAACGUUGAGGAGAUCAUCGUGCGGAAGACACACUUCUUGGUUUGGGACAUUGGAGGACAGGACAGCCUUCGAGCCAGCUGGAACUCGUACUUCGGCAACACGGAGAUUGUCAUCCUGGUUGUGGACAGCACCGACCGGGAACGUCUGACUCUAACCAAAGAGGAGCUGCAUCGAAUGCUCGCACAUGAGGACCUACAGAGAGCAGCCGUCCUCGUUCUGGCCAACAAGCAGGACAUGAAAGGCUCGAUGACGGCGAAAGAGAUCUCUCAGUGCCUCACACUCGACUCCAUCACCACUCACUCCUGGCAUGUCCAGGCCUGCUGUGCCCUGACAGGAGAGGGUCUACCUGCCAGUCUGGAUUGGAUGAGGUCAAGGGUCGUAGCAAACUAAAGAAGUGGAUCAAACUUCCUGAUACUGAGCCAACCUCAAAGACGUUGCACAGGCCACAGUGUCAGGAUCAUGUACAGUGUUUAGGGAGAGCCCUGUGAACAUUUUGUCUGUGAUUGAGUCUGUGUCACCACACCUACAGCACAGUAUGCCUUACCCUCAAGGGUGGGUCUCGCCCCUUGUCUGGCCGAGCCUCAGGAUGGAUGAAUGAAUAUGCUGAAUAUACGGUUUUAAGAGCCGUCCUGUGGCGUGAUUAUCUUUUAGUAAUCUGGAGAUGAUUCCUCGUAAAAAAAAUAGCUUUUGAAUCACAAAGUGAGUUUGUGGCCGACAGUAUUAACCUGGAGGACGACACUGUAACUGAGGAGAUUAUAAGCAGGUGCUGUCGCUCUUGUGCAGAUUUGGCACAAGAUUCUGCACCAGAUGAAUGACAUCAUGUUUACACCAGAGAACAACAGGACUGUUUUGUUCAACCUAAACAUAUUUAGUAAGUUAUUUUGAAAACAAGCUCUUCACCUGUAUAUUUUAUAUUGACGGGGAAGGAGCUAGCUGCUAAUGAUUGAAUUCAUAUUGUAAAUGUGUAUAUUGUGUUGUAUAAAGUUUUUUAAUUAAAUAUUAUUAUUUCAA
Molecule: messenger RNA, 1372 nt
Organism: Platichthys flesus (European flounder)
Lineage: Eukaryota; Metazoa; Chordata; Actinopteri; Pleuronectiformes; Pleuronectidae
Gene: arl5c
Product: ADP-ribosylation factor-like 5C
Exons: 6
Coding region: 212-751 (179 amino acids)
Biological process (GO): protein localization to Golgi membrane; intracellular protein transport; vesicle-mediated transport
Cellular component (GO): cytoplasm; trans-Golgi network
Molecular function (GO): GTP binding; GTPase activity
Source: RefSeq, a predicted model, not a curated record